Messenger RNA from Astrephomene gubernaculifera, 2825 nucleotides. The record is from the annotation of a GenBank genome assembly. Lineage: Eukaryota; Viridiplantae; Chlorophyta; Chlorophyceae; Chlamydomonadales; Astrephomenaceae.
CGCAGGCGCCCCAGCAGGGCGGCAAGCGGCAGGGCCGGGUGUUGCCCCACACGAUAGAGCGGAGGCUUCGGGGCAGCGAGGGCAGCAGCCAGGCGGUCAUGACCCCGCUGUGUCGUUCUCCUUUGACCGCCCUGUCACGCACCAGCAGCAGCAUAGCUACAUGGCAGGCCUGGUCGCCCACCGCGCCGCUGAGGCGGACGCCAACCACCGGGCCAACACGGCAGCAGCAGCAGCAGCGGCCGCUGUAGCAGCUGCUGCGGCGGCGGCUCCCCUCCCACCUCGGCCAGCACCCUCAGCGGCCGAGCUGGCGGCCGCCGGAAGGCAAGCCAUCAUCACCGCAGCAGCCGAGGGCCGGCAGGCUCCAGGUCUGGGUGGACCGCCGACCAUGACCCAAGGGCCGCUCGGCGUGCCGGUACCUCGCGCCCGCAGGCAGCUGGAUCUGGGCUCCCCGGGAGGUCCCUCCACAGCGGGGCUCUCCGCGCGCGAGGCGGCGCUGGCCCGGGCCGCAGCCUACAUGGCAGGCAGGGGCAGGGAGGGGGUGGCGGUGGAUGCAGGGCAGGGCGCUGCGGCACCCGCUGCUGCUGCAGUAGCGGUGGCGGCGCAGGCGGCUCCGGCGCCCCUGACUCGGCCCGCGGCACGGGUCAUGAGUGCUCCGGCAGGCCGGAUAAAGCGGGGAUCGGACGGCGGUGGUGGCCGUGCCGAAAGAUGAUACCGAGUUCUGGCUACUGCGGACAAGUCUGCGCCGGAGAGUAGGGCCUGGACAGUGCGUGUGCGGGGUGGUUUGUACAGAUACCGGUACAUGUGAUCUGCGGGGGGUUAUGUGUUUACCGUAGGCUAGGGGUCCUGCCCCGGCAAAUCCUGAUGGCGACCCUGACAUAUGAGAUACGGUAACCGUGGGCUUUCAGGAUGCAUUUGAAAGCGCGACAUUUCGCCCUCUUAGAGCCCUUGGAGCCAAGCUUGCAUUUAUUACCCCGGUGCACCGUACUACUACAUAGUCCUCCUACCCCUCGUAAUGUGGUCAACAUGGCCUUGCGAUAGAUUGUGUAAACGUAAAUACAGUGCUGGAUUCCGUAAGUUUCGUCCUCGAGGCUUUCGCUAGCUUUCUUAGAGCUGUGUGUCAAACCCGAAUGGCCACCGGUUGUGGUAACCAUCUAGGCCAGGCGCAGCCUGUGAGAGGCCCUGACAUGGGCUAAUUUCGCCUCUCCUAAUGCCCUUGGUCCCGUGGAUCGUACGGACACAAUGUACCGUACAUGCGGAAAACUGCAAGUGUAAUCGAGGCCAUGGGUCUGUGUAAGCGCAUGCUACACGCUGGGUAGAGGAGGACGAAGCUUAGGACGCUGUGUGAAUCGAUUGCCGAAAGGGGCCUUUGAAAUGGGCGCGCCAUCUGUCAAGGUAGCAGAGGCCUCAUAUUGGCCGGCAAGCAUAUUGCUCCUUUGCCGGAGCCGACGACGACAGUUAGCCGUACUAACGAAGUUAGCCGGAUAGUCGAAGACGCCUGUCUGUCACGCCAAUAGGGCAGCGAGAUGGAAAGGCACUUCCUACAAGGUGACUUAAUUAAUUGCUUACUACGGCUUAUUGCAGUCGUGACCAAGCUGUCGUUGCCCUGCGAGGCUACCGCCAAAAUUACUAAUUUCUUUCAAGGUCUGCAACCUAGCUGUAUCAGUGUGGUUUUAUGUAUAUUGCGCAUCAAUAUUCAUAAUAAGGUAUAAGGUGAAGUUAAUUUGGCCAUAGGCUCACUAACUUGGGCUACGUGUAGCCCGAAGGCUUCUUUCCUCGCUCGACAGCCUUCACAUGCUAUGGCACAAUACGUGGAAUAUCAUGCACGUUCUGCGCUAGCAGUACUUGCAGUAGAUAUUGUGUGGGAUGGACUCUCACAUCAUGCGAAGGAUUUACUACGUCGCUGCAUAGGUGAGGAUAUAUGACAUAUGAGGCAAGUUGAAAGUAUAUGUUGACGCUUCGUAAAGGCUUCCUGUCUGACUGCUCUCGUUUGUCAUGUUUCUCCUCGAAUCCACUAUGACCAUGGCAACCCGAGCAGUCGCUGCCGGUGAACAGAGCGCCAACUGCGGUGACCGAGGCAAGCAGCAGCCCCCGGACAACCCUUCAGUAAUCCAGGACGAGGCUGAGGGAAAACGGUACUCCGCAUGGCUGCACGACUUAGCAUGCGGUGCGACCCCUUCCAAAGUUGCCAUCGAGAGUGCUGUCAGCUGCGAUGUGGCCGUGCAGGGCGGCCGCCUGCUGCCGCUCAGCCGCACCGACUACCUCAUCGUGGGCGGCACCGGAGCUGACGGCGCCUGGCUGGAGGAAGUACGGCACAGCCAUGUCGCCGACUCCGACCCCGCCUCCGCCAACGCCCGCCACCCCCUGGAGCUGCCCGACCACAGCCGCCUGCACGGAGCGGCGCAGCUGCGGCCGCUGAGCGGACCCGUGUGGCUGCGGCUGGAGGCGACGCGAGCUCGGGCAGGGGGCGUACAGCAGGUCAGGGGCAGGGAGAUCCGGGGAGCUUGGCGACCCUUGGAGGCCGCCGCGGCUUGCGUGUACGGCAGCCACGUAUUCGUACACGGCGGCGCCUCCCCCACCGGGGAAGCCACCAACAUCAUGCGCGUGUUGCGCCUGCAGCCGGACCCGCACGGGCCCGCGGGCAGCCUAGAGCUGGCUGCGGGGGCUGCUGCGGGGGCGGCCCUGGGCGGCCCUCAGGCGCAGCUGGUCAUGCAGGAGGAGGGCUCUGGAGCGGAGGAGGAGGCGGGUGCAGGUGGCGCGGGAGGAGGAGGCCCCUGCGCACCGCCCUCACCCCGGUACGGACACCACAUGGCGGUGGAUGCUGAGGG